Molecule: messenger RNA, 1545 nt
Organism: Punica granatum (pomegranate)
Lineage: Eukaryota; Viridiplantae; Streptophyta; Magnoliopsida; Myrtales; Lythraceae
Source: RefSeq, a predicted model, not a curated record
CCAAUUCUUGAAACCGGGGGGGGGGGGGGGGGCGAAAUCUCCGUUCCGGCGACCGACCAUGGCGGCGAAGCAGAUUCCCGGGGAAGGCUUGUCUAUGAACCUCGCCGGAAUGUCCAAGAGCCAACUCUACGACAUCAUGUCCCAGAUGAAGACUCUUAUUGAGCAGAACCAGCAGCAAGCGAGGGAUAUCCUAAUCCAAAAUCCUCUUUUGACGAAGGCCCUGUUUCAGGCACAAAUUAUGCUUGGAAUGGUGCAGCCUCCUCAAACGAUUCCAAAAAUUCCACCAGCUGCGCCUCAACAUCCCCAGCCACCAGCACAGUCAUUGCAGCAGCCAACUCCACAGGCUCAGUCACAUUCUAGCUCCAUUGGCUUUCAAGAUCAAGCAAGUACUGCCCAAUCACAAAUUUCCAUCAGAAAGCAACCCCCGAACCCGCCCAGCAUGCCAAUUUCAUCUGUAGCUACCCCUGCACUGAAUCUUCAGCCUCAGGCCACAGCUUCACAUCCUUUACAACCGCCACAGCAGCCCAAGGUCCACCAGAAUCUCCAAUCAAUCCCGAUGACUUUACCACCAUCUUCUCAAUUGCCAACCCAACUUCCUGUUCAUUCUGCUUCAAAGCUACCUCCACCCCAACAGCCACAGGCACCUGCAAUGUCAAGUCAACUUCAGCAGCCAAUGCAAACAAGUGGGAUUCCUCAAGCUUCAUUACAGCCCCCUCUGCAGCCACCAUUGCCGCCACAACAGAGAGCACCUUCAGUGUCAUCUUUUCAUCAUCAGUAUCCUCCUCAACUGGGAUCUAAUGUGGGCUAUCAGCACCCUGGUGGUCCGCAGCAUGUACAGCAGCAAAUGUACCAUUCAGCUCCCAAACCUUCUCCUAGCAUAGGAUCAUUUUCACAGGCACAGCCAACGGUUACUAUUCAACAGCCGCCUCAAUCAUUGUACCAGGCUGGCAGUUCACAUUUAGGGUCAGAGUAUAGCCACCAAGCUGCUGCUCCCAUGCAAGUGGACAGGGGAUCUUCUUGGAUUCCGGGCCUGUCAGAGCCCACUCAGCUCCCAGGCCCGCCACCAUUGGCUCCUGGUCAGACUGGCCCCGGAAGUCAGCCUCAGCCUCCGCGAACUGCACCUCUGUCUCCAGAGAUGGAGCAGGCACUGCUUCAACAACUCAUGAGCCUUACACCCGAACAGAUUAAUCUCCUUCCUGCCGAGCAGAGAAAUCAGGUUCUUCAACUGCAGCAGAUGCUACGACAGUGAGAAGAUGAGCUAUUUAUCAUGGGGGGGAAGCUUUACAUUGCAGCUGCCAGAUGAGCUACCAAUUAUCAAACCGAAAACGAAAGAAAUAGAAGAGAAGGCAGAAGAAUCCGAGUUCAUUGUCUAUGUGCAUUGAUAUUUUCAAUUGUGGUCUCUCAGUAGGGUUCCUGGAAACAGAGUUCUCUUGCUCACAAGCAUAGGUGAUUUACUUCUUUUACCGUGCGAUGUGACCAUAUUUGACAUUAUAUUGAGGCAAAAUAUAAUUUGGUUUAAGUAAGUGUCUUAAAAUUUUUGAUUCA